AUGGCAACGAUGCUUCGCAUUGACGUCGCACCUUUCGAGCGAUUCUGUCAAAGAGUGGCCGACGCAGCGGCGAAGCCAGACCCGUACCUCAUGGCUGAUGCCGCGUACAUCCAGAAAGACACCAGAUGGCGGAACAAGCAGCGAACGCUUGUAUUCUGCAGCCGCGGAGUCACAGCAAGGUUUCGCCACUUGUGCGACGACCUUCGCAAGCUUUUACCCCACCACAAAUCCGAACCAAAGUUCGAGAAACGAUCAAACUUCAACGAGAUCAAUGAGAUCUGCGAGCUGAAGAACUGCAACAAUGUCGUGUUCUUCGAAGCUCGAAAACGAGAAGACUUGUACCUUUGGGUUGGACGAGUGCCAUCUGGCCCCACCAUGAAGUUUCAGGUGUUGAACAUCCACACUACCCAGGAAGUCAGACUAGCUGGGAACUGCCUGUUGGGAAGCCGGCCGAUCAUGUACUUUGACAAAAGCUUCAGUGAGGUGUCAUACCUGAAGCUUGUCAAAGGCUUGUUUUUACAGGUCUUUGGUACUCCACGAAAUCAUCCCAAGAGCAAGCCGUUCCAUGAUCACAUCAUGUGCUUCUACUGGCUGGACAAGAAGAUUUGGUUCAGGCACUACCAAAUCUCGCCGGAAACGCCAGAGGAUAACAACAAGCCUGAGAAGCAGGUCCUCACCGAGAUUGGCCCUCGCUUCGUCCUGGACCCCAUCAGAAUCUUGGGUGGAAGCUUCAAUGGGCAAACCCUGUACCUGAACCCUCACUACAUGUCGCCCACGGCCUUGCGGGUUCAGGCAAGGAAGUUGCUCAAGAACCCCUACGUAAAGAAGCUCAACGACAAAGCAGAGAGAGAAGAGCGCAAGAAGGCGAACGAGCUUCCGGAAGAUCCUGUAGAGGAUGUCUUCGAGUGA
Molecule: messenger RNA, 909 nt
Organism: Symbiodinium sp. CCMP2592
Lineage: Eukaryota; Dinophyceae; Suessiales; Symbiodiniaceae
Source: the annotation of a GenBank genome assembly